ACAAGAACCCAAGCAAAUCGGAUAUCAGCUCAAGAUUCUUUGAAAUAAAACCCUAAACUUUGCUUUUGUAAGAACAAAUCACGCUACACAAUCCAAUCUCUACCGUCACCCUUUUUAAUCUAACGGUCUAUAUCAUCCCACCUCUCGUGCUUAUCAAUCCCCUCUCUUUCUCUUUUAGCACUCUCUCUUGCACUAUUCUGUUCGAAAGUCUCUCACUCGAUCUUUAGCACACUGAAAAUGGCCAAAAAAAUUUGUUAUUUUGUUGGCGAUCAGCCGAUUGGAAGGAUGGUUCAUAUUGAAUCUUCGGAUCUUUAAAAGAUUUCUGUAAAUUUACACAUACACAAUAGAUUAUUACGAAAAAACUUGUUUGGUUCAGUAGAUUGUUAUGCAAUUAAGUUAUUCCAAGAUGAUGUCCGAUAUCGGAAUGCGAUCGGUGCUUUCUAACAACGAGGAGCUGAGCUUGCUGAUGAGGGAGAAGCGUAGGCAAGAGGUUAUUAGCAGUACUAGUAUGAUGAGUAACAGUAGCGGCGAUCGCGAGAGGGAGCUUAAUAUGUAUCGCAGCGGUUCAGCUCCGCCGACGGUGGAAGGGUCAUUGAAUGCAGUCGGAGGACUGUUUGGUGGCGGUGGUGGUCUGACGGCCGAGUUAGGCGGGAUUUCAGAAGAUGAGUUAAGGUCUGAUCCGGCAUACAUUUCGUAUUACUACGCUAAUGUGAAUCUGAACCCUAGGCUUCCGCCGCCGCUGUUGUCGAAGGAGGAUUGGCGAUAUGCGCAGCGCCUGCAAGGCGGCGGUGGAAGUGGGAUUGGUGGCUCUGCUAUUGGCGAUAGGAGGAAGGUAAACAGGGAUGAUGGGAGUAAUACUAGGUCUCUAUUUGCAAGCCAGUUAGGGUUCAAUGGGAACAAAGAAGAGAAUCAUGGACCGACCGAAUGGAGGAAGUCACACAGCGGUGAAUCUGCCGCCGCCGAAUGGGGAGGCAAUGGGCUUAUCGGGUUGCCUGGAUUGGGGUCAGGAAGUAGGCAGAAGAGCAUUGCGGAGAUCUUUAAGGAUGACAUGACUCAAGCAGCAUCUAGUUCUCGUCAUCCAUCUCGUCCGGCAAGCCGGAACACAUUUGACGAAAACAUCGAACCCUCUGAAACCCAUUUUGGUCUUCACCAAGAUCUGGUUUCCAUGGAAGCUUUACGUUCGAGCCCAAACCAUCCUCACGCGAUGUCAUCAGCUUCUCAUACGUACGCAUCUGCACUCGGUGGUUCUUUGUCUAGAAGCACCACUCCUGACCCUCAACUGGUGGCCAGAUUGGCUAGCCCUCGCAUUUCGGCUGCAGGAGGCAGGGUUAACUCUGCUCCAUCUGAACAUUCCGACCUAGCAGCAGCCAUGGCAGGCAUGAGUCUAUCAGCAGAUGGUAUGACAAAUCAAGAAAACGAGAUUGAUGAGCAGAACACGCAUAUGAAACAUCCAUACUUGACCAACAAAGGUGGUUCUCCGCACUACCAACACAUGGACAGUCCAAAUUCAUCUUAUUCAAACUAUGGGCUAGGUGGGUAUGUGAUGAAUCCUGCAUCACCUUCCAUGAUGGGUGGUGGUGGCAUGGAUUCCAGAGCCAUGGGAGGUGGGUUUGCUUUGGGACCUAAUAUACUCGCUGCAGCUGCAGAGUUACAGAAUCUUCAAUACGCUGCUGCUCUGAAUGAUCCAACAAUGGAGUUACUAGCACUUCAGAAAGCUUACCUUUCAGGCCUGCUAUCACCUCAAAAAUCACCGUAUGGUCUUCCUUACCUUAACAAAACAAACAGUUUAACUCAUGGUUACUAUGGAAACUACCCCACCAGUCCACUGGCCGGACCUCUCCUCCCCAACUCAGGCAGCCCUGUCAGACAUGGAGAAAGGAGUCUUCGUUUCCCUUCUGGAAUGAGAAACUUACCCGGAGGCUUCACCGGAUCUUUUGAAGAAGCUUUUGCAUCUUCUUUGCUUGAUGAGUUCAAGAGUAAUAAAACCAAAUGUUUUGAGCUUUCAGAAAUCGCAGGACAUGUUGUUGAAUUCAGUUCCGAUCAGUAUGGAAGUCGAUUCAUUCAACAAAAGCUCGAAACCUCUACCACAGAAGAGAAAAACAUGGUUUUUCAUGAAAUUAUGCCUCAGGCUCUUUCACUUAUGACUGAUGUAUUCGGUAAUUACGUGAUCCAGAAGUUUUUUGAACAUGGAACUGCUUCUCAAAUAAGAGAACUGGCAGACCAGCUUGAUGACCAUGUCCUAACCCUUAGUCUACAGAUGUAUGGUUGCAGAGUAAUCCAAAAGGCUAUAGAGGUAGUUGACUUGGACCAACAAAGAAAAAUGGUAGCAGAGCUUGAUGGUCAUGUAAUGCGAUGUGUACGCGAUCAAAAUGGUAAUCAUGUUAUUCAAAAGUGCAUUGAAUGCAUUCCGGAAGAUGCUAUUCAUUUCAUCAUAUCAACAUUUUAUGAUCAAGUUGUUACAUUGUCAACACACCCAUAUGGUUGUCGCGUUAUUCAGAGAGUCCUCGAGCACUGUAGCAACCCAAAAACACAAACCAUAGUCAUGGAUGAAAUCUUGAAAUCUGUACGCAUGCUUGCACAAGAUCAAUACGGGAAUUAUGUUGUUCAGCAUGUGCUCGAACAUGGAAAGCCACACGAACGCACGUCUAUUAUCGAUCAAUUAAUCGGGCAGAUAGUUCAAAUGAGUCAACAAAAGUUUGCUUCCAAUGUUGUUGAAAAAUGUUUGACUUUUGGUACACCCGAGGAGCGGCAGAUUCUUGUCACCGAGAUGCUAGGCACCACUGAUGAAAACGAACCACUCCAGGUAAUGAUGAAAGAUCAGUUUGCUAAUUAUGUUGUACAAAAAGUGUUGGAGACGUGUGAUGAUCGCCAACUUGAAAUGAUACUUAAUCGUAUUAAAGUUCAUCUGAAUGCUCUGAAAAAGUAUACUUAUGGGAAACAUAUAGUUGCUCGUGUAGAGAAACUUGUUGCUGCUGGAGAAAGGAGGAUUGGGAUACUGGCGGGAUAUGCUGCUGCAGCUUCCAUGGCUACUGCUGCUGCUGCUACUACUACUACUUAGGGAAAGGUUAUAGAGAGGUGAUCGAAGUUGUACAGCUAACUGAGUAUGAAGUAUGAAGUCUGAAGUAUGAUGGAUGGAUGGAUGGUUUGUGUUUUAUUAGUUUUUUUAUUUGGGUUUAUUUUGGUGCUAUGAAGCUCUUAUUCCGGGUUUAUUUGGAAGAUAUGUAAGAGUGAAUUUGCAAAUAAAAGAUUGUACAUUGUUAGUUUGAGGAUAUACCUAGGAAAUAUGGGGUCUCCGCCAUGGCUGAAAGAGGGUGAAAGAUGCCCGUGGCCUGAAGAGAGAGAGAGAAGGUAAGAUGAGUGUACUGUACAAGUUGUUUAAGCCUGUAAAAAGAGGAAGAUAGAAGGAAAUGGAAAUGUGUGUUGUUAUGUUGUGGUGAGGUGAGGUGUGGUUGCAGAGGCUGUGGUGUAUUAGGAAUGACCAUAUAAGUUUUCCUUGUGUAUGAACUUCAUAUGUUCUGUUUUAUUCAGCUAAACCUUUUCUCAA
This is a messenger RNA of Lactuca virosa, 3544 nucleotides long. Lineage: Eukaryota; Viridiplantae; Streptophyta; Magnoliopsida; Asterales; Asteraceae. The record is from the annotation of a GenBank genome assembly.